UUUAACUGUUUAAAUUAUUAUUUUUUGGAUAAGAUAACGUAUACAUGCUGAGUUGUACUCUUGUCGGAGCUUUGCCAUGCACAGCGGCGCCGCCACCUCUGAAAAUGGAGAUAAACUCCAUGUCCGAAGCUCUGCAACUCCAUGCCCAAACACUCAAAUCAGGCAACAACCAAAGGAACCACCAACAUGACCUUACCAAGAUCUUCACCUUCUCAGCUCUCUCCUCCAAUGGAGACCUCACUUAUGCCCGUCUCAUUCUCGACUCUGUCCCAUCCCCGAACUCAUUCCACUACAACACCAUGAUCCGUGCCUACUCCCGGAGCCCCGACCCAAUCAAAGCUCUCCAUUUCUUUCUCUCCGUGAUUCGCAACAGCCCGACUAUACCUGACAAGUUCACGUACCCGUUUCUCCUCAAGUCGUGUGCCCGACUGGGACUGACCCACCAAGGGAAACAGCUUCAUGGGUUGAUAGUAAAGUCGGGUUUCGGGUCGGAUAGGUAUGUGCAGCAUUCUUUGAUUCAUAUGUAUUGUGCUUGUCAGAAGUUAGGUCAUGCUUUUAAGGUGUUUGAUAAAAUGCGUGAGAGAGAUGUGGUAUCUUGGACCGCAAUGAUUGAUGGGCUUGUUGACAAUGAUAGACCCCUGGAAGCAAUGAAAUUGUUUGAGAAGAUGAUAGAGGACAAGGUUGAAGUUAAUGAGGUUACUGUUGUGUCGGUUUUGAGAGCUUGCGCGGAGGCAGGGGCGUUGAGCGUUGGAAGGAGAGUUCAUGAGGUUGUGAAGGAGCAGAGGAUUGAAUUGAAGGCUCAUGUUAGCACUGCACUUAUUGAUAUGUACGCAAAAUGUGGUUGUAUAGAGAGUGCAAUGCGAGUUUUUGAUGAGAUAAAUGUUGAUAAGGAUGUUUAUUCUUGGACUGCUAUGAUAGCUGGGCUUGCAAGCCAUGGGAAUUGUCAAGAAGCUCUUGACUUGUUUAAUCAGAUGCAAGAAUUAAACAUAAACCCAGAUGAGAGAACAAUGACUGCAGUUUUAUCGGCUUAUCGAAAUGCUGGUUGGGUGAGGGAAGGUUACACCUGUUUAAAGACUAUGCACAAGAAGUAUGGAGUUUGGCCUACAAUUCAGCAUUAUGGAUGUGUCGUGGAUCUGCUUGCUAGAGUUGGACACUUAAGUGAUGCUGAAGAGCUCAUUAAGAAUAUGCCUAUCAAACCCGAUGGGGUUCUGUGGAGAACUUUAAUAUGGGCUUGCAAAGUUCAUAAGGAUAUGAAUCGAGCUGAGCGUUUGAUAGAACAUCUUGAGAGUUUAAAGAUGGAUUCGAAUGAUGAUUGUGGGAAUUUGGUGCUAAUUGGCAAUGUGUAUGCAUCCGCAGGAAAGUGGCUUGACAAGGCAAGAACUAGAGAGUUGAUGAACAAGAGAGGACUUGUUAAGCCACCGGGGGCUAGUAAGAUUGAGAUUGAUGAGGCAAUUCAUGAAUUCAUAGUGGGAGAUUCAGAUCAUCCUGAAGCCGAAAAAAUAUAUGCCAAGUUGGAUGAAAUAGAAGAGAAACUAAGAGAAGAAGAGUAUCAGCCAAAACUUCACGAGGUCUUGCUUGAAGUUGAUGAUGAGGAGAAGGCUUUCCAGUUGAGUCACCACAGCGAGAAGCUUGCUCUUGCAUUUGGACUGAUAAAAACAAGUCCGGGGACUGAAAUUCGGAUUGUGAAAAACUUGCGAUCUUGUGAAGACUGCCAUGCUUUUAUGAAAGUAAUUUCCAAGAAAUACCAACGAGACAUAAUAAUGAGAGAUCGAAUACGCUUCCACCAUUUUAGCAAUGGGAUAUGCUCUUGCAAAGAUUACUGGUGAUAUCCCAUGGUUGGAGAGAUUACUCUCUUGUGUAAAGGCAAAUGUAGAGAACAAAAUUUCAGAAUCUGAAGUGUUUAUUUGUUCAAAGUUGAGGACUUUUGGAGUCUGUUUGUAGCUUUGUACUUUGAUUCAAAGUGACACAUUUAAGCAUGCUGCAGGGCACUAAACGUGUACAGAAUUUCAUUUGAGGCAAGAAGAUUACUUUCAUGGAAGCUAAAAGUUGAAGUAGAUAAAUGGAAGUGGACAUCCUCAUGGGCUCUUCAAUCACUUCAAAUAUUCAUCUUUUACUCUCAGUUAACAUGGUAAGAUAGCUCUCCAUGCAAUAAUCUAGUAACCUUUAGUACAAAACCCCCAUUUUUCAAGUAACAUUUAGUGACUUUGCUCGUAGUCUCCUGGUUUAUCUACACUAUCUGUUGUUUGAUUCAUGUGUUCUGUAAUUUUACUUGAAUACAUAGGUAGAGAUAAAGAUGUUGAAGUAGCAUUUUUUAACACAAUUUUUUUUAUACUUUUUGUGCCAAGCUUUACCUUAUGGCAUUCUGAGAUGAUUAGUACAA
Messenger RNA from Humulus lupulus (European hop), 2380 nucleotides. RefSeq names its product pentatricopeptide repeat-containing protein At4g21065-like. The coding region runs from base 45 to 1826 and encodes 593 amino acids. Gene Ontology annotation, molecular function: protein binding; zinc ion binding; RNA binding. Lineage: Eukaryota; Viridiplantae; Streptophyta; Magnoliopsida; Rosales; Cannabaceae. Gene Ontology annotation, biological process: RNA modification. The record is from RefSeq and is a predicted model, not a curated record. The transcript has a single exon.